GCCAACCUCACAAACAUGAAUAUACAUAUAUUAUGUUUUCUUAUUAAAGAAAUACAUUAUUGUACUUUAAAUAUUUGCAUGACAAUGACCACAUAAUGCUUCUAAAACCAUAGAUUUGUUGUACGUGCCCAUUCCUCUCAUUCUACUAGAAAUUCAGAUGGAUUUGAGCCUGCAAAGGUGUUUGAGAACCAAGAGAGCUCCAUAACCCAUGGAGAGAACUCUCUUCACUCCAAGAGAAACACACUUUUCAUUCUCCUCCAACCACCACAUCAUCCAUGGUCAUCCAAACAUGCAAAGCACCAAUAAUCAGCCCCAAACUAGCCACACAUCGACUAGUCGGUCUUCAGAUUUCGGUGAGCCAAACACAGACGGAAAAUGGGCUUCAAGGCUUCUUAGGGAGUGUGCGCGAGCAAUCUCUGACAAGGACUCAACCAAAAUCCAUCACCUUCUAUGGAUGUUAAACGAGCUCGCCUCUCCCUAUGGUGAUUGCGAUCAAAAGCUAGCAUCUUAUUUCUUACAAGCCCUCUUUUGUAAGGCAACUGAAUCCGGCCUACGAUGCUUCAAAACCCUAACUUCUGUUGCUGAAAAGAACCACUCCUUCGAUUCAGCAAGGAAGUUGAUACUCAAAUUCCAAGAGGUAAGUCCAUGGACAACUUUUGGUCAUGUAGCAUCAAAUGGGGCUAUAUUAGAAGCCUUAGAAGGAGAGAGCAAACUUCAUAUAAUUGACAUAAGCAACACACUUUGCACUCAAUGGCCUACUUUGCUAGAAGCCUUGGCCACAAGGAACGAUGAGACACCGCGAUUGAAGCUCACUGUUGUGGUAACUACUAGCAUUGUAAGCUCAGUCAUGAAGGAGAUAGCCCAAAGAAUGGAGAAGUUUGCGAGGUUAAUGGGAGUACCCUUUGAAUUUAACGUGAUAACUGGUUUGAAUCACUUGGGAGAGCUCACAAAGGAGGGACUAGGUGUCCAAGAAGACGAAGCUAUAGCGGUGAAUUGCAUUGGGGCUUUGCGAAGAGUCGAAGUAGACGAAAGGGGGUCAGUGAUACGGAUGCUCCAAUCCCUUCGUCCUCGUGUUGUGACUGUUGUUGAAGAAGAAGCUGAUUUUUCUAGCUCUAGAAAUGACUUUGUCAAGUGCUUUGAAGAGUGCCUUAGAUUCUACACAUUGUACUUUGAGAUGCUAGAAGAGAGCUUUGUCCCAACUAGUAAUGAGAGACUAAUGCUAGAAAGGGAGUGCUCAAGAAGCAUAGUUAGGGUUUUGGCUUGUGAUGACGAAAAUGGUGUAUUGGGAGAUUGUGAGAGAAAGGAAAGAGGAUGUCAAUGGUCUUUGAGGCUCAAGGAGGCUUUUUCACCAGCUUCAUUUAGCGACGAUGUUGUUGAUGAUGUCAAGGCACUGCUAAAGCGAUAUAAAACCGGGUGGGCUCUUGUGCUACCGCAAGGAGAUGACUCAGGACUUUACUUGACAUGGAAAGAAGAACCGGUAGUAUGGGCUUCGGCGUGGAAACCCUAAAAAAUGGUCAGAUCACCAUUAUUACUACCCUAUGUUCAAGCUUAGAAUGACAUUGUUGAUUUAUAUUUGGAAGCCAUGAACACAUAUAGACUACUAGUUGAUGCAUAAUUGUAAUUUUAUUUUUCUAUGGGUCCAGCUUUUCCUAUGCUUUGUGCUUGGUAGUUUGUGCUGCUUUUUGUUUUUGCUUUUCUUCCAUUGUAGUUGUUUGAAAGUGUUUGCACCUUGUGCUUGUGCCUCUUUUAUAAAACUCCAUAUCACACUACAUUUCUCA
Messenger RNA from Camellia sinensis, 1778 nucleotides. Its product is annotated as protein SHORT-ROOT. The record is from RefSeq and is a predicted model, not a curated record. NCBI's taxonomy places the organism in Eukaryota, Viridiplantae, Streptophyta, Magnoliopsida, Ericales, Theaceae.